AUGUUCAGAAAGGGUGUCUUAAUAAUCAGAAAUUUCUUUCUUUCUUUCUUUCUUUCUUUCUUUCUUUCUUUCUUUCUUUCUAUCUAUCUAUUUUCUUCCUAUCAGUUUCUCUUCCUAACAGUUUCCUUCCUAUCAGUUUCUCUUCCUAACAGUUUCACUUCCUAUCAGUUUUUCCUUCUCUUCCUAACUUUCACUCUUCCUAACAGUUUCACUCCUCAGUUUCUCUUCCUAACAGUUUUUCCUAUCAGUUUCUCUUCCAGUUUCUCUUCUUAUUUUUCUCUUCCUUUUUCACUUUUUCUUCCUAACAGUUUCACUUCCUAUCAGUUUCUUUCCUAUUUUCUCUUCCUAUCAGUUUCUCUUCCUAACAGUUUCACUUCCUAUCAGUUUCUCUUCCUAACAUUUCACUUCCUAUCAGUUUCUCUUCCUAACAGUUUCUCUUCCUAUUUUCUCUUCCUAUCAGUUUCACUUCUUAACAGUUUCACUUCCUUUUUCUUCUUCCUUCAGUUUCUCUUCCUAUCAGUUUCUCUUCCUAUCAGUUUCUCUUCCUAUCAGUUUCUUUCUUUCUUCCUAACAGUUUCACUUCCUAACAGUUUCACUUCCUAUCAGUUUCUCUUCCUUUUCACUUCCUAUCAGUUUCUCUUCCUAACAGUUUCACUUCCUAUCAAACAUUUCUCUUCCUAUCAGUUUCUCUUCCUAACAGUUUCUCUUCCUAACAGUUUCUCUUCCUAUCAGUUUCUCUUCCUAUCAGUUUCUCUUCCUAUCAGUUUCUCUUCCUAUCAGUUUCACUUCCUAUCAGUUUCUCUUCCUAACAGUUUCUCUUCCUAUCAGUUUCACUUCCUACUAAAACAGUUUCUCUUCCUAGCAGAUGGUUUCAAAUUUCAUUCUAUCAGUUUCUCUUCCUAUCAGUUUCUCUUCCUAACAGUUUCUCUUCCUAUCAGUUUCUCUUCCCUAACAGUUUCUCUUCCUAACAGUUUGCUUCCUAUCAGUUUCUCUUCCUAUCAGUUUCUCUUCCUAACAGUUUCUCUUCCUAUCAGUUUCUCUUCCUAUCAGUUUCUCUUCCUAACAGUUUCUCUUCCUAACAGUUUCACUUCCUAUCAGUUUCUCUUCCUAACAGUUUCACUUCCUAUCAGUUUCUCUUCCUAUCAGUUUCUCUUCCUAACAGUUUCUCUUCCUAACAUUUCACUUCCUAUCAGUUUCUCUUCCUAUCAGUUUCUUUCUAUCAUUUCUCUUCCUAACAGUUUCAAUCAGUUUCUCUUCCUAUCAGUUUCUUUUAAAGUUUCUCUUCCUAUCAUUUCUCUUCCUAACAGUUUCAUGAGUUUUUUCCUAUCAGUUUCUCUUCCCAAUAACAAUCAGUUUCUCUUCCUAUCAUUUCUCUUCCUAUCAGUUUCUCUUCCAGUUUCUCUUCCUAUCAGUUUCUCUUCCUAUCAGUUUCUCUUCCUAACAGUUUUUCCUAAUGUUCCUCUAUUCUGUCUCUUAACGUGUUUCUUUCUUUCUUUCUUUCUUUCUUUCUUACUUUCUUUCUUUCUUCCUUUCUUCGCUCACAUUUAUUUCCCAAAAACUAUUUUCCCUACAUUUGCUUGCAUUUAUUGCUGA
Molecule: messenger RNA, 1593 nt
Organism: Acanthosepion pharaonis
Lineage: Eukaryota; Metazoa; Mollusca; Cephalopoda; Sepiida; Sepiidae
Source: the annotation of a GenBank genome assembly